UGAACAUUAUCAUGUUUCGAAUAAUUUCAUUGAUUUUUCUGUUUUCGUUUGUGUCUAUCGCACAUUUCAGUCAUGUACCACCAAAACUUAGUGAACAAAGUUCUCGAAGAUCUCAAGAAUCUGGAACUAAAUUGAAAUUAUUGUGUUCAAUUGAAAAAGGACAACGACCAUUCACGUUUGAAUGGAAUAAAAACGAUCAGCAUAUAUUGUCCAAUUUCGGUGAUAAAUAUCGAAUCGAUUCUGAAGAUGAUACUUCUGUAUUGACUGUUUGGAAACUUGAUGAAAAAGAUUCGGCUAAUUAUACCUGUUUAGUUCGUAAUGAUUAUGGUUUUGAUUCUCAAACAACUACAUUGAUUGUUAAAGGUUUGAUACAGAUUCCAAUUUUAUUUUGUAACAAUAUGUGGCGCUUAUUUGAAUGGCGAUUCAAUGAUCAGCUUUUAUCAUCAUCAUCAUUAUCGAAUCAAAAAUAUCGAAUCGAAAUGAUUAGCGAUGAAAGUUCAUUGUUUGCUAUUGAUGAUAUUCAUCCUAAUCAUUCUGGAACAUAUUCCUGCAUUGCACGCAAUGAUUUUGGCCACGACAAACAAUCAACACGAUUAAUUGUAACAGUUGCAUUUGAUCUUUGA
Messenger RNA from Dermatophagoides pteronyssinus (European house dust mite), 623 nucleotides. RefSeq names its product cell adhesion molecule Dscam1-like. Gene Ontology annotation, cellular component: plasma membrane; axon. Gene Ontology annotation, biological process: axon guidance; brain development; cell-cell adhesion. Lineage: Eukaryota; Metazoa; Arthropoda; Arachnida; Sarcoptiformes; Pyroglyphidae. Gene Ontology annotation, molecular function: cell-cell adhesion mediator activity. The record is from RefSeq and is a predicted model, not a curated record.